Messenger RNA from Trifolium pratense (red clover), 3239 nucleotides. Its product is annotated as SH2 domain-containing protein A-like. Gene Ontology annotation, molecular function: DNA-binding transcription factor activity, RNA polymerase II-specific; RNA polymerase II cis-regulatory region sequence-specific DNA binding. The record is from RefSeq and is a predicted model, not a curated record. NCBI's taxonomy places the organism in Eukaryota, Viridiplantae, Streptophyta, Magnoliopsida, Fabales, Fabaceae. Bases 191 to 2224 code for a protein of 677 amino acids. Gene Ontology annotation, biological process: regulation of transcription by RNA polymerase II; signal transduction. The transcript has 11 exons.
UACUUUUGAGUUUUCCGGUUUCAGCGCAAACAUGGACUCUAAACCAAACCGUUACUCUUAACAGCCGCGUCAACACAAAGUCGCUAAAUUUUUCCUUUUUUUUAUUUUUAUUUUUAUAUUUUCUUUUCACAAAAAACGCGAACGAAACCUCUUUUGGUUUGAAAACUUGUUCUUGUUAACAUAGAGAGAGAUGGGUAGUGAUGCAAUGAGAAGCAAAGAGUACUGUGCGCUGAAGGAUUUUGAAUUGAAUUUUAAUCAAUAUGAUGAAAAUUUCUCUUUCUGCUUUUGGAUUUAUUUGAUGAAUUCUACUACAUUUCCUGCUAUCAUUCUUCAUCAGAUUCACUCUGACAUUUCUGAAAGUGGUCCUUUUCUCGUUAUUAACGAUAAUAAGAGAAUCAAUGUUUUACCAAUUCUUUACUUACACCAAGAAGCUCCGGUUACUUGGACCGGUCCUUGGACAGAAGUUCCGCAUGUUACUGUUGAUUUUGAAUUUCCUUUGGAAAAAUGGGUUCAUGUUGGAUGUGAGGUUUGUCCAGAUUAUAUUCGGCUUCAAAUUAAUGGGGACAUUGUCGGUGAAAAGUCACUGUCGGAAUCCAAUUCAAGAAAUUUGAAGGAAUUACAUUUGGCGAAUCGUUGUGGAGACAUAAGUGGUGUGCAGGGUUAUGUCCACAAUUAUGAAGGAUUCCAUACUGUUUCUUCUAUCAAAGAUCAUCAUUUAAAGGACCCGCCUUUGAAGUUAUCAAUAGAUGAAUCAUCUGUCUCUGAGGUUGAGGUGGAAAGUGAUGGUGUUUGGGGCAUUGUUGGUGGCAAAGCAUCUUGUCGCAGGAAUUUCUCAUUAGACGUUGUUUUAUCAGAUGCAUUUGGACAACCUGUAGAUAAGGGGGAUGAGGUUUUUGCUUCUCUUGUGUAUGCUGACACGGGGGCUCCAGUGGAGAAGACAAGUUAUGACGAAGCACCCCUAUUGUGUAGCUGUGAUGGAAUUGAAUUUUCUUCUUCGGAAAGACCUAGCAAGUUUUUGUUGGGUCGUGCAUCAUUUAAGCUCAGGAUAUCUCAGCUUUCAUCCAAGUGUGAUAACAGGUUGUUCCUCAUCAGAUUUUGUGUUCCAAAACUUGGCAAUUAUCCUUUCCUUCAGACAAACACCCGUCCAAUUCGAUGCAUCUCCAGGAGCCGUAACACAAAAUUAUCCACUUUGGUGUGGAAAAAGUCAACCUAUGCUCUCCAAAGACUAAAUUUGUCACAAUCUUCAGCAAUUGGUGAUGUGUCAUUGGAACAUGUGAAUUCUGGUCAUGUAGAAAAAACCAAUCCACUGAUGAAGCGGUUUAGAGUUGGAUUUGACAAGAUAUCUGUAUCAGUUAAGGCUGACACCCCCACCUCAAAGCAAUCUGGUGUCGAAUGUAAUUCUCAUGUAUGGCCUGCUAAUCAGGUUGAUAAGGGGUUUCCGACAAGCUUGGAUGGAAGAUCUCUUAAUGUUGAAUCAGAUGACGCUCCAUCUGAAUCAUCAGAGAGUAUAGGGGAGAGAAGUCCACCUUCAAACAGUAUGGAAUGUAGAAGAUAUCCAAUAUCUGAUAUGACCAUUUUCAAAUACUGCCUGGCAGGCUUGGCUGAGAGAUCUCAGAUGCUUAAAGAAAUUGCCACAUCUGCUUCUGACAAGGAAAUUUCAGAGUUGGCUCAUCAUGUUUCACACUAUUCGGGAUGUUCCCACCUUGGAAACCAAAUAUUAAUUGCAAAGAGAUUGAUAGAGGAUGGAACUAAUCUUUGGUUGGCAAUGUCUCCAAGCAAUCACCCUGUUCCUUGGGAGAGUGCAGCGUAUGAGAUUGAAGAACAAUUCAUGAAGAUUGCUUCUUGUGGGUCAAGAUCUCUCUCUCAUCAGGACUUUGAGAUUCUAAGAAGGAUUGCUGGAUGUCAAGAGUAUUUAACACAAGAAAACUUUGAGAAGUUGUGGUGCUGGUUGUACCCUGUAGCUUGUGUAAUAUCCAGGGACUGGAUAAAUCCUAUCUGGGAUUCCAUUUCACCUAAAUGGAUUGAAGGAUUCAUCACCAAGGAGGAAGCAGAAGCCUCACUUCAAGGUCCGACAGGAUUUCAAGAACCUGGUACUUUUAUACUUCGGUUCCCCACCUCAAGAAGCUGGCCCCACCCAGAUGCUGGUAGCCUAAUUGUUACUUAUGUUGGUAAUGACUACAAACUGCGCCACAGACUAAUUUCAACGGAUCAUUUAUAUGGGUAAUCAAGUGUUUAGGUAACGACGAACAAUAUGUAGGUAAUCAAGUGUUUAGGUCGAGAUGUUCUUUAGGUGAAAAAUUGUUAUUGUCCCGUUUUUGGUCUAGAUAGAACAUCAAAAUGAUGGUGAUCAACAUCAAUAAUAACAACCAAAUCCCUUUUCCACUAGGUAGUGUAGCUACAUUUGAUCAAAUGAUCCCAUAAUGUCUUGCUAUAUACAUAUGAUUUAAGUUCGUUGAUAAACAUUCAACUCCAAAUCUUUCUUAAGAGUUUGGCCUAUAGAUUUUAGUCUUCUGUUUCUAAUACUGGACUGUUCAUUCUACUUUUGUUCAAUGUUUUUAUGGGUCUUCUGCAUACAAACAACCUAGGACCAAACUAUUGGCAAUAAAGAAUGGGAGGGAUCGUAAGGAUAAAGUUCUUUAACACUUGGUUGUAAAUGUAUUGACUAUAUCUGAAGCUGUGAAAAAAAGUAAAUGACUACGGAUUGGAUUGGAUCAAUGCUCCUUACAGGAGUGGUGAAAUUGACAGAGGAAUGGAAAAAGAAGACAACCAAAGGGAAGGAUCAACUCCUACACUCUACCUCACCCAAAGUCCCGUUAACUAAUUUUCUGAUCUAUUUUCUGUUCUCCGACCCGUUCUUUUUUAUUCAGUCUUCUGACUUUCAUUUCUUAAUAUUAGAAUCUUCUCUGCUACUCACUCUUUGAUUUUGUAAAGUUGAAUUAGAUUUAAAGUGUACUGAAUGUAAAAUAACUUGUUUGGGUACUUUCACAUAAAAUGGAGUUGAACAAUAGUUUUUAAACCGAAAAAUUAUGUUUGGAGCCAAAAACUCUAAACCUUAACUUCUAAUUAGAAUUAGAAUUGAUUAGAGGUAAAAACUUUGUACUUGUUAACACUUAAACACACUUAAAUUUUAUUGACACUAUUGGCAUCUAUUUGCGAUGCAUUGAACAAAAUGUAAACAUUUAGUUCUAUAAAUUAUUUUUUCAGCAGACUCAUACUGCAUUUAUGUAUUGACACAAUUC